AUGGGAUCCAACGCCACAAACAGCAAUACCGGUGACGGCGGUGCCCCUGAUGUCUCUGACAUGCCAUACAACAUGCUGGGGCCCGUGUCACGGGUAUACGUGUCGGAAGCGGCCUGGCAGGCCAAAACGAGGGCUGAGCGUCAAGAAACUCUGGACUUGGAACCCAAGCUCAUCGAAGCGGCGUUGCAGCAGCACCAGGACAACGCCGAAGAAGCUGUGCGGGCUCAGGGUCAGGAAGCCGUGGAUUCGGAGCCCACACCAGCCCAGGCGGCCGAGCAGCAGCAGCAUCAGCACGAAACCGCCAUGGAAGCGAUGAGGGCACGGGCCGAGAUUCGUUGCGCGCAGAUAGAGAUGGAGACCGUCGCCCAUGCUGCUCGGAGCAGCGCGCUAACUCCCGCGAGGUUCAAUUUCGACGGCACCACGGUCGUCACGGUGCGGCAGCGCGAGGUCCAGCAGGUGGAUGGCUAUGCCAACCCGUACGCUUACAACGCGGCGGAUGCUUUCCAAUUUUGAACGGCCAACGAAGAGGGAUAACCGUAACGUUUUCUCUGGAGCGUCACGACGGUCGGGUUUCUUCUCCGCUCCGGCGUUUCGUUCUUCGCUCUUCGGCCAACAAAGAAACAAGUUACGAGAACCUUCGCCUUUUCUAUACCAUUGAAGCAGCAGCAGCAAGUUAAGGAGUAGAGGAGCAGAAGUUUUAGUUUUACCCCCGCCAGGUUUGCAACAAUAUUACAAUUAACUCUGCUGCUGUGUUAAUGUGAUUGUUGUGAUUGAUGUAGGAGGGAUAACGCGGCAAUUCCCUUAGGAUAUGACGGGGUUCAACCCUGUUUUGGGUGUCCGCUGGAAGUAUGUUCCCCGGUAGGAAUGGGCCAUCAGGUCCGUAAUGCGAGUAUCUUCAUGGCCAGCGGCUUUGUCAGCAGGAGAUUUGCCCAUCGCCGUGCAUUCCGCGCAUGUAGAUGCUUGACUUGACACGGCGGUGCCCUGUCUGUCACCUGAAUGCGACAACAUCAUUCGUGUUCGGUGGGAAAGGACCAUUUUCAUUUGGC
This is a messenger RNA of Ectocarpus siliculosus, 1046 nucleotides long. Lineage: Eukaryota; Phaeophyceae; Ectocarpales; Ectocarpaceae. The record is from the annotation of a GenBank genome assembly.